GAAGGAACCCUGGAGCGUCUGUUUAGUCCUACAAACCCCACAGGUCUAGGCGCAGUCAGUGCUCUGCGGUGUCAUGCCCCGAGGCCUCCGGGCCGCGCUGGGCUGGGCGCUGUUGCUGCGACUGCUUGCCCUGCUGCAGCUCCCGGCGCUGAGCGAGGCUUGCAGCUGCGCCCCCGCACACCCUCAGCAGCACAUCUGCUACUCUGCACUUGUGAUCCGGGCCAAAGUCAACAGUGAGAAGGUAGUUCCUGCCAGUGCAGACCCUGCUGACACCCAAAAAAUGAUCCGGUAUGAAAUCAAACAGAUAAAGAUGUUUAAAGGGUUUGAGAAAGUCAAGGAUGUCCAGUACAUCUAUACACCUUUGGAUUCCUCCCUCUGUGGUGUGAAACUAGAAGCCAGCAACCAGAAACAGUAUCUCUUGACUGGUCAGGUCCUUAAUGAUGGAAAAGUCUUCGUCCAUCUGUGCAAUUACAUCGAACCCUGGGAGAACCUGUCCUUGUUGCAGAAGGAAAGUCUGAAUCAUCAUUACCAUCUAAACUGUGGCUGUCAAAUCACCACCUGCUAUACAGUGCCCUGCACCAUUUCGGCCCCCAAUGAGUGCCUCUGGACAGACUGGCUAUUGCAGCAGAAGCUCUACGGGUACCAGGCCCAGCACUAUGUCUGCGUGAAACAUGUUGAUGGCACCUGCAGCUGGUACCGGGGCCACCUGCCCCUCAGGAAGGAGUUUAUGGACAUCAUCCAGCCCUAG
This is a messenger RNA of Orycteropus afer afer, 748 nucleotides long. RefSeq names its product TIMP metallopeptidase inhibitor 4 (gene TIMP4). The record is from RefSeq and is a predicted model, not a curated record. Gene Ontology annotation, molecular function: protease binding; metalloendopeptidase inhibitor activity. NCBI's taxonomy places the organism in Eukaryota, Metazoa, Chordata, Mammalia, Tubulidentata, Orycteropodidae. Gene Ontology annotation, biological process: negative regulation of membrane protein ectodomain proteolysis; negative regulation of endopeptidase activity. Gene Ontology annotation, cellular component: extracellular matrix.